Molecule: messenger RNA, 631 nt
Organism: Cuscuta campestris
Lineage: Eukaryota; Viridiplantae; Streptophyta; Magnoliopsida; Solanales; Convolvulaceae
Source: the annotation of a GenBank genome assembly
CAUAUUUUAAAAUUUCAGAUCAAUUAUAUUUUUGAAUAGGCCUUUUUUUAUCUACUCUUCCUCCUUACAAUGCCAUCUAUUGUCACGGAGAUCCCCCACACACAAGCACUAGCACCACUGGGAUGGCGAAGCUUCAGUCUUCUUACUCUUCAGCACCCUUGGCCUUGUUCUGGAAGCGGCGCGGGCAUUUGGUGUUUGCUCUCCUUGUUAUGCUCUCCGUCACCACAGUAAUUGCCUUUCUAAUCAGAGGCGGGAUUGACUCCUGUGAUUGCCGCAGAGGAGUGGGUUCUGGGAAGGUAUUUGGUGGUAAUCUGCAAGAUUUCAAGCAGAUUGGUCCUGCUGGGAUUCGUGGGAGCCCACUCAGUUUCAUGAAGUCGAAGCAUGUACUUUUGGUUUCACAUGAGCUCUCUCUUUCAGGAAAUGCAUCGCAGGGAGUAGCGAGAGUGGCAGGAAGCUCAUAUUGGUCCAAGAGCUCAUGCUCAUCCCCUUCAAGUUUAGCUGACUCGUUAGUGUUUUUGCUUGGAGCAUGUGAUCUUUCGGAGUGGCAGGAAGCCCAUCUUGGUCCAAGAGCUCAUGCUCAUCCCCUUCAAGUUUAGCUGACUCGUUAGUGUAAGAAAGUCAGAUGUGAUUU